This is a messenger RNA of Camelus dromedarius (Arabian camel), 1994 nucleotides long. RefSeq names its product oxidative stress induced growth inhibitor 1 (gene OSGIN1). Gene Ontology annotation, biological process: negative regulation of cell growth. The record is from RefSeq and is a predicted model, not a curated record. Gene Ontology annotation, molecular function: growth factor activity; oxidoreductase activity. Lineage: Eukaryota; Metazoa; Chordata; Mammalia; Artiodactyla; Camelidae. Bases 191 to 1627 code for a protein of 478 amino acids. The transcript has 6 exons.
UGAAAUACUCUCGCUUCCCUGCCUCUCACAGCCUCUUGGAUCCCCACGGGGUAAUGGGCAUCUUGUUCCCUCGACCGGCACCGUGAUCCCUGGUUCUCCUAGUGCCUGACCAGGCCAGGCUCACCAGUGCCCUUGACAACCCUUCCCAUCAGGUUGGCUGCCAGCCUCCAGCCCUCGGCCAGCCACAGCUAUGAGCACCUGGAGGAAGGACCACCUUGGAGCCAGCAGCUCAGAGCCCCUCCCUGUCGUCAUCAUCGGCAACGGUCCCUCAGGCAUCUGCCUGUCCUAUCUGCUCUCGGGCUACACCCCCUACAUGAAGCCAGAUGCCAUCCACCCGCACCCACUGCUGCAGAGGAAGCUCACCGAGGCGCCAGGGGUCUCCAUCAUGGACCAGGACCUGGAUUACCUGUCUGAAGGCCUUGAAGGCCGGAGCCAAAGCCCUGUGGCACUGCUCUUUGAUGCCCUCUUGCGCCCAGACACAGACUUGGGGGGAAACAUGGAGUCUGUCCUCACCUGGAAGCACCAGAAGGAGCGAGCCAUCCCCCACCUGGUCCUGGGACGGAAACUGCCUGGGGGCGCCUGGCAUUCCAUUGAAGGCUCCAUGGUGACCCUGAGCCAAGGCCAGUGGAUGGGGCUCCCGGACCUGCAGGUCAAGGACUGGAUGUGCCGGAAGCGAAGAGGUCUUCGCAACAGCCGGGCCACGGCCGGGGACAUUGCUCACUACUAUAGGGACUAUGUGAUCAAGAAGGGUCUGGGGCACAAUUUCAUGUCUGGUGCUGUGGUCACAGCCGUGGAGUGGGGUACACCUGAGCUCAGCAGCCCCGGGGCCCAGGACCCCAGCCCCGUCUUCCAGGUGAGUGGCUUCCUGACAGCCACGGACCGCAGCCAGCAGCCAUUCUCCCUGUGUGCCCGCAACGUGGUCCUGGCCACCGGCACAUCCGACAGCCCAGCCCAGCUGGGCAUCCGUGGGGAGGGCCUACCCUUCGUCCACCAUGAUCUGUCGGCCUUGGAGGCAGCCACGCGGGCAGGCACAGUGACCCCGUCAUCGGAUCCCGUCGUCAUCAUUGGUGCGGGGCUGUCGGCGGCUGACGCCGUCCUCUAUGCUCGCCACUACAACAUCCCAGUGAUCCAUGCCUUCCGCCGACCCGUGGACGACCCCGGCCUGGUGUUCAACCAGCUGCCCAAGAUGCUGUACCCUGAGUACCACAAGGUGCACCAGAUGAUGCGGGAGCAGUCCAUCCUGUUGCCCAGCCCCUACGAAGGCUACCGCAGCCUCCCCGAGCACCAGCUUCUGCUCUUCAAGGAGGACCGCCAGGCUGUGUUCCAGGACCCCCAGGGCCACCAGAAGGUCUUCGAGGUUUCCCUGGUGCUGGUCCUUAUUGGCUCCCACCCUGAUCUGUCCUUCCUCCCGGGGGCAGGCGCUGACCUGGCCAUGGACCCAGACCAGCCUCUGAGCGCCAAGAGGAACCCCAUUGACGUGGACCCCUUUACCUACCAGAGCAUCCACCAGGAGGGCUUGUACGCUUUGGGGCCGCUGGCCGGGGACAACUUUGUGCGGUUCGUGCAGGGCGGGGCUCUGGCUGUGGCCAGCUCCCUGCUGAGGAAGGAGGCCAGGAAGCCGCCCUAGCACCUGGCCUGGCAUCCUCACAUCCAUACCCUAAAGAGAAGGGGAGAUCACCACAGCCCUGCUGGAUGCAGAGAGUGUCCCAAGAUGCCCCAGUGAUGGAAGGGGGCCUCUCCUGCCAGGAGACAGGAGAAAACACGUGCCCUUAUAAUGGGCCUCUCAGAUGAAGAGUGGGAAACCCAGCUGCCCAGACUCAGACCAGGGUAGGAACAGUGACUGCAGACCGGGAUAGGCCCAGACCUGUAAUUGGGGGGUGAAAGCUGCCAGUGUGAGCUGGGAUCACCAGGGCCAGCUGAGUGCCGAGCCAGGAGGACUUCAGUCCUCACUCUAUCCAGAAUCAGAUCCCAAAUAAAACCAGAGCCUGCCUCCA